AUGGAGAAGUAUGAGAAAAUUGGAAGAAUCGGUGAAGGCUCUUAUGGCAUUGUCUACAAGGGUCUGGUUCGUGCAACCGGAGAAUUGGUGGCCAUGAAAAACGUGCGCAACUUUAUCGGAGCGGAGGGAAUACCAGCAACUACGAUUCGAGAGAUAUCGUUGCUCAGGGAACUUAAGCAUCCAAAUAUUGUCGCUCUGCUGGAUUUGCUGUAUGAGGACAAUAAUUUUUAUUUGAUACUUGAAUAUUUGCCAAUGAAUCUGCGGCAAUACAUUGAAUCAUUGCCACCGGAUCAAUUGAUGGAAACUGAAAUGGUGGGAAGCUAUCUGUACCAGAUAACCUGUGCGAUUCUCUACUGCCAUCGCCGUCGAGUGCUACAUCGUGAUCUGACGCCACAAAAUCUGCUUAUCAAUGGCACUGGACUUAUCAAGGUGGCGGACUUUGGUCUCAGCUGCAGUUUCAAUAUUCCAAUGCGCGUUCUUACACAUGAAGUUGUUACGCUCUGGUACCGCCCCCCAGAGAUCUUAUUGGGCUCGGCCCGAUAUUCCUGUCCAGUGGAUAUCUGGUCAAUCGGGUGCAUUUUGUUUGAGAUGGCCACCAGUAAGCCCUUAUUUCAGGGUGACUCUGAAAUAGGACAACUAUUUCGCAUAUUUCAAAUACUGGGCACUCCAAAUGAUGAUGUCUGGCCUGGUGUUUCCAAUCUUUCUGGCUUCAAUGCCACUUUUCCCAAUUGGACUUGCAAUUUUUACAAUUUAAUGAAGGACAGUCCAGGCAUAAUCGACGCUUUUAUUGAUUUACUGCCAAGGAUGCUUACCUAUAAUCCCUCGCAGCGUAUAACAGCCAAAGAAAUUAUUGAACAUGAAUUUUACAAAUAAGUCACUAUGUGAUAUAACCAUUUUUCUAAUAUUCUGUUUCAACUUUACACCAACUGCAUUGCGGUUGUUGA
Drosophila innubila is the source of this 944-nucleotide messenger RNA. RefSeq names its product cyclin-dependent kinase 1-like. Gene Ontology annotation, biological process: protein phosphorylation; G2/M transition of mitotic cell cycle; mitotic G2 DNA damage checkpoint signaling. The transcript has a single exon. NCBI's taxonomy places the organism in Eukaryota, Metazoa, Arthropoda, Insecta, Diptera, Drosophilidae. Gene Ontology annotation, cellular component: nucleus. The record is from RefSeq and is a predicted model, not a curated record. Gene Ontology annotation, molecular function: RNA polymerase II CTD heptapeptide repeat kinase activity; ATP binding; cyclin-dependent protein serine/threonine kinase activity. The coding region runs from base 1 to 873 and encodes 290 amino acids.